UUUUUCUUCCUCCAAUAAUACUCUUUUAUAUUCUACUACGACUUUUCCAGACUUAAUAGAAAAUUCUUUCCCUAUCGUUUCCUCUGUUUCGAUUAUUAUAUAUAUAAACCCAAAAUACUUCUGCCAAAGAUCCAUUACUGCGCCUUCUCCGGCCGGCUAAAUUUCCUACUAAAAGCUGUCAUGGUUACCUUUAAAGCUCUGUCCAUCAAUCUCCUCCUCCUUUUAGUAUUAUUAUGUCAGGCUGACGCUCAGCCAUCAAAUUCCCCUGGAACCGAGGAUCAGUUCCGGUACCCCAGUGUCAGUCCGGCAAUGGCUAUUAUCAUAGUGAUACUUAUAGCUGCUCUUUUUUUCAUUGCCUUCUUCUCAAUUUACAUACGCAACCGCAGCGCAGCUAACGGUAGCAUCCGUCAAACCUUCUCCAUGAGACGUCGUACAGCUGCUGCCACUCGUGGACUCGAAAAUUCGGUAAUCGAGACUUUCCCUACCUUCACUUACGUCGAAGUAAAGGAUCAUCAUAUUGGAAAGGGAGCUUUGGAAUGUGCUGUAUGUUUGAACGAGUUUGAAGAUAACGAAAUGUUGCGUUUGAUCCCUAAGUGUGAUCAUGUGUUCCACCCUGAAUGCAUCGAUGCUUGGCUCCAAUCUCAUGUAACAUGCCCUGUUUGCCGAGCUGAUCUUACUCCUAAACCUGAUGAACCGGCGCCGGUUCAAGCUCCUGAGGUGAACCGGGAAUUGGGGCAAGAACAUGGAGAAACAGAGAAUUUGCAGCAAAAUAACGAAGUUUCGAUUCAAAUAGAGGGAGAUGAAAAUUUGAUGUCACAGCAUCAGGAGAGCUCUGUUAGACCAGAAGUUAAGACAAAUUUGAGUUUCAACGCAUCGAACCGGCCUCCGAGAUCAUUUUCUGUAAAGAGGCCAAAGAUGUUCAGUAAAUUUAGGUCUCAUUCGACCGGCCAUUCAUUGGUGGUACCAGGGGAGAAUUUAGACCGGUACACUCUUAGAUUGCCGGAGAAUGUUAGGAAAGAUGUGCUGAACCGGGCUCUACUAAACCGGACAAGGAGUUGCGCAGUAACGCUCCCAAGACACGGUAGCACUACAAGAGGGUACAGAGCCGGUCCGGGAGAGGGAAGCAACAGGGGUGCAAGGUCACUCAAGCGGAUCGACCGGUUCGACCCGGAAGCUAAAUCGGACCGGUGGGUUUUCAAAAUUGCACCGCCAUUCUUUUCAAGAGGUCCAUCAAUGAAGUCACCAAAAGUAGGGGCUGAUAACGAAGAAGCAUCCACAUCACGUAGUAAUGUGAAAAUGGCAGUAAAAAUGCCGUCAUUCAAAUGCUUGGAGCCGAAAGGUGAUGAACCGGGUUUGCUGGCACAUGACUCGGCUCGAUCUCCGGUUUAAAGAAUUUGGUGAUUGCUGACUCGGCUCGAAAAAUGAGUGUUUAAUUAAGCGUGGCGGAAAGGGAAAACUUUUUGUUCGCCGGCAAAUGAGGAGAACGCGUGGUCCAUGCUAGUUUUCCAACUUUGAAAAUUCCGCAAUUGACUUCAUUGCACAUAUUAUAAAAUGGCCAAAAGUUGAAAUUCAAGGUUUCUGAAUUCUAGAAUAUUCUUUAAAAUGUUGAUUAACUUUGAUUAUUUAAAAACAAAUAAUAUUCAACUUUUGGUUUUAUUUGGGGUGAGAUAGAUGGUGUUCAAGAGUUAAUUAGUUGGAUGAUGAAAUACCCUAAACACAAUGUAAUUAUACUAUAUGUUAAGUGUUUUGUUUUGUUCUUUUAUUGAUAGAGAUGUGAUGGCUUUCCUCUCC
Solanum dulcamara is the source of this 1791-nucleotide messenger RNA. Its product is annotated as E3 ubiquitin-protein ligase ATL31-like. The record is from RefSeq and is a predicted model, not a curated record. Bases 181 to 1389 code for a protein of 402 amino acids. NCBI's taxonomy places the organism in Eukaryota, Viridiplantae, Streptophyta, Magnoliopsida, Solanales, Solanaceae. The transcript has a single exon.